CGUGGACUUAUUGAGGGGUUAUGCCGAGGCCCAACAGCGCAGGGAAUACAAGGCGGGGUAUGUUUGAGCGAGGGUCUCAUAUCUCCAAGCACGUUCAGUUUUCAUCGUCUGGCUGAGCAUUCAAGUCAUCAUGGCUCCAGAAUCUAUGCGUGCGGUUGUUUUCAAAGGUCCUUACGAGGUUGCCGUUGAAGAUCGACCAUACCCCAAGAUCCAGAAGCCGACUGAUGUCGUGUUGAAGGUCUCGUCUACGGCUCUCUGCGGCUCUGAUUUACAUUUCUACCGCGGACAUCUCAAGUGCCCGCCUGGUUUCAUCUGCGGCCAUGAAUUCGUCGGGACGAUCGUGGAGAAAGGAAAUAAUGUCAAGGGAUUUGGAAUUGGCGAGCAAGUGGUAGUGCCUUUUUAUACAGCCUGUCAAGAGUGCUAUUACUGCGUGCGAGGCCAGGCAAGUCGAUGCUCCAAGGGCGAGCUGUUUGGAAAUUCAGCUCCCGCGAACACGAUCAGUGGAGGCCAGGCGGAGUAUGUACGGGUUCCUUUGGCAGAUUCAACCUGUGUGAGGACUCCUGAGGGUAUUCCCGAAGAAUUGCUGGUCUUGAUGGCGGAUAUCUUCCCCACGGGCUACUUCGCUGCGUCUCGGUUCCUGAAGAACAUCACACCCCGUGAUCGAGAGGAAUACACAGCUGUAGUGAUUGGAUGUGGACCAGUUGGGAUAUGUGCUAUUGCCUGUGCACUGACAAUGGUCAAGACAGUCUAUGCCAUUGACUCCGUACCAGAUCGUCUUGCGGAAGCCGAGAAAAUCGGUGCUAUUCCAUUGAACCUGAACGAUAUCCCGGUGGAGAAGAUCAAAGCAGCAACAGAAGGAAGGGGAGCCGAUGUGGUCUUGGAGAUUGUGGGACAUGCAGAUGCUUUCAUGAUGGCGUUUGACAUGGUGCGACCCUGGGGACAGAUCAGCUCGGUUGGAGUACACACUGAACAGCUUCCUCUCAAUGGACAGCUAUGCUACGGAAAGAACGUCACGAUAGCCUUUGGGCGAUGCCCAGUGCGGUCCAUCUUUGAAGAAAGUCUGGAAAUGCUGCACCAACUACAGGGGAAGGUUGGCUUUCUGUGCGACAAGACCAUGUCGUUGGAAGAUGCAGCGCAGGCAUACCGAGAUUUCGAGGCCAGAAAAGCGCAUAAGAUUGUUUUCAAAAUAAAGGGAUAGGCAUGAUUCAGCUGGGCCUCCUUUUUUUUUCUUUACCAUCCCCACUCCAUACUGCCUUCUCCUUUUUAUUUCUUUUUAUAUGGAACUGGUCAAUGUGAAGCAUCCAAUAUGUACAUGCAGAGCGUACCUUACAUACUGUUCCAAUACAGCGUUCGGUAAUAAACAGGGGUAAUACGGCGUAAUCUGCAAACGGAGUGGCGGAUCGCUCCGUUAUUUCCCCCCUCAUUCCAAAAUUAGCUCCGCAUGCAGCCCAGCAAAUACUGGCUGUUACCAG
Aspergillus wentii DTO 134E9 is the source of this 1472-nucleotide messenger RNA. RefSeq names its product alcohol dehydrogenase family protein. Gene Ontology annotation, molecular function: oxidoreductase activity; zinc ion binding. The record is from RefSeq and is a predicted model, not a curated record. Lineage: Eukaryota; Fungi; Ascomycota; Eurotiomycetes; Eurotiales; Aspergillaceae. The transcript is spliced from 4 exons. Bases 131 to 1198 code for a protein of 355 amino acids.